AUGGAGGACGGUUCCUUGGAUCUCAUCCAGAGUAUUGAAGAUGACCCCCUUCUGGACACCCAGCAUCUUCCACAUCACUCUUUACAUGCUCAUUUUUGGCCCAGAUUCCACCCUCUUCCUACAGUCAUCAUAGCAAAUCUUCUCUUGUUGAUACAUCUUGUGUUUGUUAUUUUAGCGCUUUUAACAGGUGUGCUUUGUUCUUACCCCAAUCCAAUGGAGGACACGUGCCCGGGAAACUACACCAACCCGUUGAAAGUUCAGACAGUCAUAAUCCUUGGAAAAGUUAUUUUGUGGAUUCUGUAUUUCCUUCUUGAACAAUACGUCCAGUAUCACCAUUGCAAAGUAAGAAACCGAGGCUAUAACAAGAUCUACCGGUCAACAAGACAUCUGAAAAGACUUCCGCUGAUGAUACACUCCACUGGCAGCACGGCGCUCCUCCUCCUCCUCUGCCUGCAGCACUCCUUCCCUGAGCCCAGCACAUGGUACCUGGACCUCAUGUUGGCCAUCCUGGCCCUGGAGCUGAUCUGUUCCCUGACGUGCCUGCUUGUGUACACAGUGAAAAUCCAAAAAUUUAAUAAAGCCAAGCCACAGCCUGACGUACUUGAAGAAGAGAAAAUCUAUGCUUACUCCAACAAUAUUACCUCAGAGACUGGAUUCAGGCCUCUCUCGAGCCUGGAGGAGGUUGUGGAGAAGCAGGGAGACAUCAUAGUGUACCUGAAGCGGCACAACGCGCUCCUCAGUCAGCGGCUGCUGUCCUUCUCAUCCUCUGACCUCGGCUCUCAGCCAGGUGGGAUUUGA
This is a messenger RNA of Rangifer tarandus platyrhynchus (Svalbard reindeer), 798 nucleotides long. NCBI's taxonomy places the organism in Eukaryota, Metazoa, Chordata, Mammalia, Artiodactyla, Cervidae. The record is from the annotation of a GenBank genome assembly.